Molecule: messenger RNA, 1375 nt
Organism: Aplysia californica (California sea hare)
Lineage: Eukaryota; Metazoa; Mollusca; Gastropoda; Aplysiida; Aplysiidae
Exons: 3
Coding region: 11-451 (146 amino acids)
Source: RefSeq, a predicted model, not a curated record
CAUCUGCUUCAUGGCUCUGUUGCCACGUCUGUUAGUCCGCAGUGUGCAAAUCUCCGUCUUCCCCAACGAAAUUGGCGUGGCCAAGCGACGGGAGAAACUGCUGGAGAUGGAGAUGAGCAGAGAGGGGGGCGGGAUGGAGGGGGAGGAGUCUCAGGGCGACAGCAUGCAUUACGUGGCCAAUGGCAAUGCCUAUCCCAUGAAUGAGGGGCCUGACCUCGCCCCUCCCAACCCUCCACUGCAAGCACAACAACAGACCACAGAGUUUGCAGCACCUCCGCACCGCUAUCAAAAGAAUCGUGAGACGCGGCGAGGAGUGGGAGAGGUCAACAGGGGCUACCAAAACGAUUAUCCCGGGGACGACAUGAGGCCGCAGCAUCUUGGGACGGGUGACCACAUGGUGCGCCAGCGAGGACGCCUGAGCUCAGCGUCAGAUGAGUUUGUCAUCACGUAGCAUCAGCGAUAUUGUCUCAUAGCGUCUCGUCUCAUCAGGGAUAAUGUGAUCUCAUCUGUGAUGUCAUCUUGAAGAAACAAGAACAAUACCGUUUUGUUGGGGCCACAAGUGUCAGCCGUUCAUUAGGGUCGGCGAUAUCAUCUUGGGCCACCUCAUCCUCGAUAUUGUCUGAUUAUAUCUGUGAUGUUAUUUUCUAGUAAUGAUACUGUUUUCACCAGGCCUGAGGAGUCUGUCAUCUCGCAGCGUCAGCGAUGCUGUGUUGUAUGUCAUCUCGCAGCGUCAGCGAUGCUGUGUUGUAUCUUCACUGAUUUUGUUUCAUCUUGUCAGAGAUUGUUGUCGUGUUGUAGAAGAUACAAGAAUAUCAUAUCGUCUUAUCAUAUUGUUCUACAACAACAACAACAACAACAAUAUUGUUUCGUAUUGUCUUGCUCUCGCACUGUGUAUCUGAGACGGUGUUUCCUCCUCCCGUGAGUUUCACGAAAGAGAUAUACCAUGGUUUGCUUGCAAACACUUUCCUGUGCCUGAAGCUGUGCUGAUCCGUCUGUGAUGAACUUUUCAUGUUUGUUUUGUAUUUUUUAACCCGCCUCCCUGAACUGACUUUCACCAAAGAUUCUUCAAUCUGAGACUGUGUUUUCCUGCUCCGGUGACCACAAAUCUGUCUCUGACAGCCGACUCCUUCGUGCUGAGUGAAAUCAAACAACAGCAGUUUUAAUUUAGAGGUGUUAAUGCUCUAAUUGCUUACUAUAAAGGAAAGGAUGUGCAAAAGAGCAACACAAUGAUUAUUGUAAGUGGAGUGGAAAAAAGAGUGGUUUUGGAUAAGUUGUAUAGUUUUCCUCUUGUGUCCUGCUAUUUCUGCUCAUGUGGCCACAUGCUAGGGGUAUAUCUUUUACUAAAAUGUUUUAAAAGAAAAAGAAGAAAAGAAAA